This is a messenger RNA of Naegleria gruberi, 984 nucleotides long. RefSeq lists its product as uncharacterized. The transcript has a single exon. Bases 1 to 984 code for a protein of 327 amino acids. Lineage: Eukaryota; Heterolobosea; Eutetramitea; Acrasida; Naegleriidae. Gene Ontology annotation, molecular function: protein binding. The record is from RefSeq and is a predicted model, not a curated record.
AUGAAUCUAAAGCAACUUGCCAGAAUCCUUUCCAAGUAUUCUUCAAAUACAACAGUUUGUGCUCAAUUUUUGAACAUUAAUGUCAAGUCAACAAGUAGUAGUAGAUUCUUCUCUCAGAAAUGUCAAGUUUCUAAAGAAUCCGAUCGUCAUAAUGACAUAAAAUGUAUGUAUUCAAUGGCGUCUAGUAUGAAAGCAGUGAAAAGCUAUCAAGAGGCUCUUGAAUUCUAUCAAAAAAUUAUUCAGGUUUCCAAAACAAGUCAUCAUCAUGAACACAUUGGAAAUUCUCAACAGGGACACAUAGUGGGGAUGUCUUGGUUAGAAUCUGGAAAUUGCUUGAAUUCUCUGAAUAGAUAUGAAGAAGCUUUGAAUUGUUUCUCAACCAUCUUAAAUUUCCAUCCAAACACUUUUUAUCAAAUAUUGGGACAUUAUGGAAGAGCUACCUGUUAUUUCAAUAUGGGAAAGUAUAGAGAAGCAUCUCAUGACUAUUCUCAAACUAUUCUGCUAUUUGCAUCUAAAAAAUCAACUCAGCAACAUGUCAUUGAUUCAAGUUUGUGUUAUUAUCAUAGAGCUCUGUGUCAUCUCAACUUGAAUGAGUAUCAACAAGCUAUUAGUGAUUUCUCUGUACUACUCCGUGACAGUUCAGAAGAGGAAAUUAUUGAACUAGAGUCUAAUUUAGCAUUGGAAAAUGAGGAUAAGAAAUUAGUAGUCUUCUUUUCAAGGGCAAAUGCUUUCAUUCAUGCCAACAAGCUGAAGCGAGCACUUGAUGACAUAAAUCGUGGUAUUGUACUUCACGAAAAACAAAUCCGACAUCAUAAUGUCCAACCACAUGAAUUGUAUAGAAUCAAAGCAGAGAUACUGUAUAGCAUGAAAGAGUUUAACAAGUCUCGUGACAAUUUAUUGAAAGCCAUUCAAUUGAAUCCAACAGACGAGAAAGCUCAAUUAUCCUUGUCUUUACUGAAUAGUAGUUUGAAAAUGGAUAACUGA